AUGGAGGAACCGGCUCGGAACCCGCCGCCUUCCCCUCCGCUCUCGGCUUCCCGUUGCGCCCGCAGCCUCCGCCGCCUUCUGCCCGUCGGCGCUUGGCAGGAAGCCCGGGAGCUGAUCAAGAUCGGAGGGCCCGUGGUGGUCAACGUGGUUGGCAUUUCGGUGGGAACCGGCUUGGCAUCGGUAUGCGACACCCUCAUGUCCCAGACUUAUGGGAGUAAAAACGUGAAGAGAGUCGGCACCAUCCUGCAGCGAGGCAUCCUGAUCCUUCUCCUUUUCUGCUUUCCCUGCUGGGCCCUUUUUCUCAACACUGAGCAGAUCCUGCUGCUUUUCCGACAGGAUCCCGAAGUCUCCAGAUUAACCCACAUUUACGUGAUGAUCUUCAUUCCAGCUCUGCCGGCUGCGUUCAUCUACCAGCUGGAAACACGCUAUUUGCAAAGUCAGGCUGUGCUCUUGCCUCAAGUAGUGACCGGCGUGGUGGUGAACGUGUUGAACGUGAUCAUGAACACCAUUUUCCUGCACUCCUUCAAACUGGGUGUGGUAGGUUCAGCCUGGGCCAACACUCUUUCACAGAACCUGCAGGCAUUCCUGCUCUUCCUCUUCAUUUGGUGGAAAAAGAUCCAUAAGGAAACCUGGGGAGGCUGGACGAUGGAGUGCUUACAGGAAUGGGGUCCCUUCAUCUGCCUCGCUCUGCCCAGCAUGUUUAUGAUCUGCAUCGAGUGGUGGACUUUUGAGAUCGGGAGCUUCCUGGCAGGGUUAAUGAGUACAGUGGAAUUAGGUGCUCAGUCCAUCAUCUAUGAACUGUCGACCAUCGCGUACUUGCUGCCACAAGGGAUGAGCGUGGCCUCCAGUGUCCGCGUGGGGAAUGCCUUAGGCGCCGGGGACGUUGACCAGGCCAAGAGGUCGUGCAUCAUGGCCCUCCUUUGCACCGGGGUCCUUGCGGUGGUUUUCGCUGCGCUGCUGGCGGCCCUGAAGGAUGUGGUGGCCUACAUCUUCACGGACGACAAAGAAAUUGUUGCUUUGGUCUCCAAAGUGAUGCUGAUUUUCUCACCGUUUCACCUGUUCGAUGCCAUGGCGGCCACUUCCGGAGGGGUGCUGAGGGGCGCCGGCAAGCAGAAAAUUGGCGCCAUCGCCAACGCGGUGGGCUACUACGUCGUCGGGUUGCCCAUUGGGAUUACACUGAUGUUCGUGUACAAGCUUGGCGUGAUGGGUUUGUGGACUGGAUUAAUCGUCUGCAUCUCUCUGCAAGCUGCAUCCUUCUUGGUUGUCGUCUUACGCAUGAACUGGAAAAAAGCCGCCGAAGAGGCUCAGAUUCGAGCUGGACUAACAGUCAGACAAGGAAGUCCUGAGGAUUCUGACAGCGCAGAUUAUCUUGCGAUGAAUUUGGAGGUUCCCAACGGAGAUACUCCCAGCUGUUUUGUCCACCCGGGUGAAAACUUAGGGGACCAUCAGCCUCUUCCCAGCGAAGAGGUGCCCCAGUUUAUUGCUUCUCCGACACCAGGGGCCUUAUCCCGCAAGCAACUUCUUAUCCGGCGCGGACUGGCACUGCUGUUAGCCGUCGCCAUCUUGCUUUUGGGGGUUGUCAUCCAUCUCCUGCUCUGAGAACGGCGGAGUUGUGCAACAUGGGAAGACCAAAGAGGGCAGCCGUGUGGGAGACCUUCUCACCUCAUUGGUGCUCACCCCCAAAGAAUCUAAAAGUGAUCCAGCCUGGGAUCUGAUCCCCAGGAAUGGUUGCUCUUUUACCAUCAGCCUGGACCAAUGAUGGGGAAAGACUUGGUGGAAAGACUUAACUUGCCUUUAAAGGCAUUUGGAAAAUCACAUCGGAAUAAAUCCAGGUGUU
Molecule: messenger RNA, 1837 nt
Organism: Pseudonaja textilis
Lineage: Eukaryota; Metazoa; Chordata; Lepidosauria; Squamata; Elapidae
Source: RefSeq, a predicted model, not a curated record